UUUUAGUUGUCAACUGGCAACAGUCAACAAUAUUCAACCGUCAAAUGAAAUGAAAUGUCAAUCUGGAGGGUGGCUAUUCGAAACGUUUAUUUGAAUCGUACCAGUUUGUGGAAAAAUAAUGUGCUAAUAGUUACAACAAUGCCGUUCUACGCCGUAGCAAAAGGUCGCACGUCCGGAAUAUUUAUGACUUGGGCUGAUUGUGAAGCCCAGGUCAAGGGAUUUUCUGGUGCAAGAUACAAGAAGUUUGACUCUGUUACCGAUGCUCAGACCUUCGUAACUGCUGAAGGAGGAAAAGUUGCACCUCCUAAGCCUAUGCCCAGUAAAGUAAAACAUACGUCGCAAAAUAACCUUAAAAGACCACUCACGACACAGAAAAGUGAAAAGAAAGUAAAAAAAAGUAAAAUAAAACCUCAAUCCGAAGAUAAAGAUGACUCUGCCUCUACUGAAAAUUCUUUUGAUAAUUCCGACGACUUGGACACUAUACUCAACAAACAAAUGGAUGACAUAGAGGCAAGGUUGAAAGGUUUCGAAAAAGGUAUUGACAAAAUUAUAAAAAACAGCAUGAAAGGUAAACAGACUAUUUUAAUAGACCCUCCAGAGAAAAAGAAAAAGAGCACUUCUCAAGGGUUUGAAAUGGACAAUGAGGGUUUUGUAAAAGUUUACACAGAUGGUGCAUGUUCUUCAAAUGGUAGAAGUGGGGCUCGGGCAGGAUUAGGAGUUUACUGGGGAGAGGAUCAUCCAUUAAACAUAAGUGAGCCAGUAUCUGGCCGCGCUACCAACAACUGUGGGGAAAUACAAGCAGCAACUAAAGCCAUAAAACAGGCAUUGGACAAUGGAGUCAUGAAACUUGCCGUAAACACAGAUUCAAAGUUCUUAAUUAAUUCAGUUACAAAAUGGAUGCCAGGUUGGAAACGAAAAGGAUGGAAGCUUCAGUCUGGCGAGCCAGUUAAGAAUGAGAUAGACUUCAAGGAUUUGGAUAGUGUUCAAAACAAACUUCAGGUGAAAUGGAACUAUGUGGAGGCCCAUCGUGGAGUGCAUGGCAACGAGAUGGCAGAUCAGCUAGCAAAAGCAGGGGCUGCCCUUUAUAACAAAUAACUGAUAUGGAUCAAGAAUUAAUUGAAGUAUUUAAUUGUUAUUGUUAAUUCAUUCCCUAUUCUACAUCAUUUCAAAACUUGUGUUGGUGAGUGGACAUUAUUGUACAUUCAUGGUAAAUAUCUGCACAAGUAACUGACAUAGUUCUGUAUGUUUCUCUGCAAAAUUCUUUCCAUGUCUGAAUUUAUUAGGGUUAUUCAAGAAACUAAUCAGUUUUACUGUUAAACAUAUAUUAAAAGUUAUUAGAUCUCUACAGAUUCCAUAAUUGUAAACAUAAAAGUAAAUUUACAAAACAAAAUGUUGAUCCAUUAAUUUUAUUUUAGUUAUGUAAGGUAUAUUUGUUAUAAAUUAGAAACAUGCAGAAUAAUGUUUGCAAUUGGCUUAACAUAUAUAUUUUUUCUAAACUGCUGGACAGAAUUUUGUUAUUGUCAUUGAAUGGAACUUAACCAAGUAAGUAAGUGGAGGUUGGUCUACAAGGUGGACAGAUGACUUGAUAAAGGUCACAGGCACACCUUUAAUGCUGGCUGCUGUUGACAGGUCCAUCUGGAAAUCUUUAGGGGAGGCCUAUGUUCAGUAGUGGAUCUUAUGUGGCUGAUGAUGAAGUAAGUAUGUAUCUGUGAAAUGAAACUAAUUAAUGGUACAUUACAACUAUUUAUACAACUUAAAUGUGAUGUGUGGAAAAGUUGAUUUGUAUUUUUAAUAAAUGCUUGUAUUUCAUUAAAACUUAUUAAGACGUUUAAUUUCAAAUAGAAAAGUACCAAAAGACCCAAUGUCAACGACGAUGACUAAGAGUCGUGUAAACUGAGAAAGUGGUACAAAGAGCUACAUAAUUAUUCUUUACAUAGCUGGAUAGCCACUCUAGUUUAUUAGUCUCUGAUAGCCACUACUAAUUAGGCGGCUUUUACAACUGACGGAUUCUUUGGUCGCGAAAAACAUCCGAGCUGUAUGUUUAGAAUAAUUCAUAUGAGCGACACUAUAGGUUCAGUGGCGGCGGAUUUGGUUUGUCGACUGCGAGAUCCUGGGUUCGAGUGCUAACCAGGUCAGCGGAUAAUUGAAUUGUCUGCUAUAAAAUCGUCGUAUAACCAAAUCUAAUCAUAUCUUUUCUUCAACAAGCCUGAAAAAGUGUGUUGUGCUAACUUCACAUAGGAGUAACAUAUAUGCAAAUAAAAAAGUAAUUUCUUCAAGGACUUUCUGAAGGUGAGAUGAAUUAAUAUGUAAGUAUAUGCUCAAUGAUAUUAAAUAAUAGAUAUCUUUUUUCGAAAGAUAACAUUAAUAACUACGGAAUGCCUAAAACCACUAAACUACAUUUAAACAAAUUCACACAAUAUAAGUAUAGUAGUUAACGUUAUGUAUGUACCCUAACUGAUUAUAAUUUGUACAAUGUAAGAACUUAAUCUUAAUUCGAAUCAAUGCGGUUCUACCGCCGUAUAUUUUUUGUGAAUGGGGCUCCUGUAUUCUGCGAAUGUGACCUUUAGCUUAUAUUUUCUUCCUCUUGAAAUAAAUACCUAUUACAUAUUAUUUAAAUCCCAUUACUUUUAAACAGAUUUCGGAUCCAUCUAUAUUAUAUCGCAUGUUAGGGAAUUUACGAAACACUUAGAAAAUCAUUUUUUAUUUUAUUUGCGGAAGUAAACUUGUUAUAUUAAAAAUUCAAAUUACAAAACGUAACGUAACGGAGAACAGUUGGCACCUUUGUCCCAUACUUUGACCCUUUGACCUAUGGCUUUGACCAAUGAGCAAUGUGUUCCGUUUUGUUUUUUCGCAUUUGGUUGGCAUUUCUACCGAGUAGGUCCGUUUCGAAGAGAAAUUUGAAACUUUACAUCCGUCAUCCAUUUUAUUCACGGUGAGCGACGAGCGUCGUAUUUAGCAACAGCAAGGCAAUAUCCGUAAAAUAUAGUGCUAACCAUAACCAAAAGCCGGAAAAACACAUAAGAAAAACUUAUUCUACGGAAUUUAAAAUGGAUCACGUAGAUAAUGAUGGUUUUGUGGAUGUUUACACGGAUGGCGCAUGCUCCUCAAAUGGUAGGAGCGAAGCUCGUGCCGGCUAUGGAGUCUAUUGGGGAGAUAACCAUCCCCUAAACACCAGCGAGCCAGUGUCUGGCCGAGCCACUAACAACCGUGGAGAAAUACAAGCGGCAACUAAAGCCAUAAAACAGGCACUGGAUAAUGGAGUCACUAAACUUGCUAUAAAUACUGAUUCCAAAUUCCUAAUUAAUUCUGCUACGAAGUGGAUGCCAGGUUGGAAACAACAGGGCUGGAAACUUCAGUCUGGGGAGCCAGUGAAAAACGAGCGUGAUUUUAAGGAGUUGGACAGAGUUCAACACAAACUUCAGGUCAAGUGGAAUUAUGUGGGAGCUCACAGUGGAGUCCAUGGCAACGAGAUGGCGGAUCAACUUGCAAAAGAAGGCGCUUCUAAGUACCGCAAAUGGUAGUUAUAACUACUACCUGUAUUAAAAAGUUUUUUUAUAUUUUUGUGUGCUCUAGAUAUUGUUUAAUUUUCUUUUUAUUUUUAUACUAAGUACUAAGCCAUAUAUUGAUUAGAAGAUAAGUACUCAAUCUUAAAUGUUCCACUAAUGAAAAGCAUAAAUUAUUCAGGUAACUACUUGGCUAGCUUUUUCAAACUGUUGUAGGUAGGAAAUCUGAAGAUGAUAAGAUUUUGUUUGUUGUUUGCAUUAUCUAAAAAUCUGCUGGACAGUACCUAAUUAGGUAUUCUGUAGUUUUCUAACUUUAUUAAAUGUUUCUCGAUAUUAAUUAUAGAAUUUAAGUUUUGCUUUGCUUCUCUUGAUAUCAUGCUAUCUUUUUAACUUGACAGUAAAGCUAUUAAAAUUAAAUAUGA
Manduca sexta (tobacco hornworm) is the source of this 3925-nucleotide messenger RNA. It is a transcript of the gene rnh1, whose product is annotated as ribonuclease H1. Lineage: Eukaryota; Metazoa; Arthropoda; Insecta; Lepidoptera; Sphingidae. The transcript is spliced from 3 exons. The record is from RefSeq and is a predicted model, not a curated record. Gene Ontology annotation, molecular function: nucleic acid binding; RNA-DNA hybrid ribonuclease activity; magnesium ion binding. The coding region runs from base 55 to 1095 and encodes 346 amino acids. Gene Ontology annotation, biological process: DNA replication, removal of RNA primer.